GCGCUGUCUGGCUUCCUGAAGACGCACGGCGUGAUGGGCUUCGUUAAGCAGGGGCUGGUCGCCGAGGUGACGCGGGCGUCCAUCUCCCGCGCCAUCAAGUUCUUCAUGCAGCCGAUCGUGCACAAAGGCAUCUACGGCGUCCCGGAGACCAAGGGCACGCCCAUCAGCAAGGGUCUCGCGGGCGCCAUCGGCACGUUCCCGGAG
This is a messenger RNA of Prorocentrum cordatum, 204 nucleotides long. The record is from the annotation of a GenBank genome assembly. Lineage: Eukaryota; Dinophyceae; Prorocentrales; Prorocentraceae.